Messenger RNA from Hymenoscyphus albidus, 2007 nucleotides. The record is from the annotation of a GenBank genome assembly. Lineage: Eukaryota; Fungi; Ascomycota; Leotiomycetes; Helotiales; Helotiaceae.
AUCAACCUUUCGUAGAGUAGCCUACUCCCUACUCCCUACAGUACAAAGUGUCAAAAACCAUUGCCACGGCCCAAGAACCAGCCUACAGGAAUUGGUCCUGUCCACCUCGACCUCCACUUCCCCGUGUAUGCUUCUCCCGUUCGCCAGCGUCAACUCAAAAUAAAGUGCAUCCCCAACUCCAACUCCACCCUACAAACCCAACCCAUCCCAAUCGCUCCUCUCAUCCACACAAAUACGCCGUCCAACAACUUAGCAUUGCUGUUAUUCCCGCCAACGUGGUUUCGAGUAGCAUCUUGAAUCCAACAACGCAUCCUGUCCAUCACAUCCCAAUCGCAUUGCUUAAUAAUUCCUCCGGGCUGGGACUCGUGUUAUUGCAUCCUUGUAUCACUUGGGUCGCCCCAACCAUCUGGAUGGGAUUCCUUCCAACGAGCCACCAACACCGAUUCGAAACAAUCCUACGCUAACCAACAUCUUGACGUCGUCUUUCAUGGAGCGUUAACGUCAACUCCAAUUUGUACUUCGGCUAUAAAGUUGACGGGGGAGUGAUCAUUGAUCCAGCAAUUGCAAUCCAACAUGAGUUCUACCGCCAGAUCAGGGCCAAAUGUGCCAGAGGAGAAGAAGAGAAAGGGCGGUUUGUUAUCGAGGAUGAAGACCGUUCUGAAAAGAAGUGAUGGAUCCAAGAGGUUAUCAUUUUCUGCAAAACCCACUGCGGCUCCUACGUCGUCGACAGCUGAACCCAGGUAGGAUUCACUUCAAGGUCAAUCACUCUCGACAGAACUAAUCAAUUGAUAGUACCACCAAGAAAACCAAACCAACCGUUGCAUCCAAGCAAGAAGAGCUAAUCGAGGAAUCCAAACUCUCCCGGGAUGAACCUCAACUCAAGAAAAUAAUUCGCUCCGAAGUUCACGCAGAACGAGCUCGAAUGUUAGGCGAGAGAUUCCGAGUAACCAUCGAACCACAACAAUACACCGGCGGAGACAAAAUCGUCUACCGAAUUGAGAAACCCAUCCGAGUCCGCAUUCAUCGUCAAUGUCACAAAUGCAACACCGUCUUUGGAGGAAACAAAAUCUGUUCUUCCUGCGAGCACGUUCGCUGCAAAGGCUGUCCUCGCUACCCGCCUCUCAAAACAGGAAAAGACAAAGAGAAAGCUCUUCCUGCAGCUCUAUCACCUUCCUACAUCGAGCCCGAUAAUUAUUGGAACUUGAAAGAAGAAAUCACACUUACCAAACCUAAUCCUAAGCCCGGUUGUCAGCCAUUGGUGAGGAAGAAACCCAUGCAGAGAGUAAGAAGAAAUUGUUGUGCUUGUUCUGCGCUUUUCAUGCCGAAUUCCAAGAUUUGUCCUGGGUGUGAGCAUGGAAGGUGUACAGACUGUCCCAGGGAUCCGUAAGUUUUUCUUUCCUCAUUAUGCAAUCCGUCCUACCCGUUUACCUUGACCCCCAAAACUCCUUAUCCUCAAUUUCAACACUGACAUCAAUCCCACAGCGAAAAGAAAAAGAAAUACCCCCACGGCUACCCAGGUGACCUCCCUUCGUCCAACCCCGCGAACCCAGUCCGCUACGCCUGUCACCACUGCACCAAAGCCUACCCCCCCGUUCCACACCCGGAUAGUGUGCAGGACCAACCCGCGCAGAGUUGUGCACGGUGUGGACACCAGAGAUGCGGUUCAUGCGAGCGUGCGCCGCCAGUGAGGGUCGAUCCCACGGAGCCGGAUCCGGAAGUGUUGAAAAGGGUUGAGGCGAAGCUGGCGAUGCUUAGUUUGAGUUUCGAGGGCCGAGGAGAGGGUCUUGGUAAUUGAUGGAGAUAAGGGAAGAGAGAGGAUAAAUUUGGAUGGGAGAUAGCAGAUGUGUAUGGAUUGACUAGGAGAGAUAGGUUUGAGGAUGAGGGAGAGGGCGUAUAAUCUUACAUGUCGAUUUCGGCAUCUUAAGCGAUAUAGACAGCGAGUUUUGGGCAUGAUUACACCUCCCAACAGGGUUCUUGACCCCUUUGCAUAUCGAGCGGCUGUGGCUA